Messenger RNA from Dunckerocampus dactyliophorus (ringed pipefish), 836 nucleotides. It is a transcript of the gene tnnc2.2, whose product is annotated as troponin C2, fast skeletal type, tandem duplicate 2. Gene Ontology annotation, cellular component: myosin II complex. Gene Ontology annotation, molecular function: calcium ion binding. The record is from RefSeq and is a predicted model, not a curated record. NCBI's taxonomy places the organism in Eukaryota, Metazoa, Chordata, Actinopteri, Syngnathiformes, Syngnathidae. The transcript has 6 exons. Bases 75 to 557 code for a protein of 160 amino acids.
CUCUGUUGGGGGGCACAAGGAUUGACCGCUCCUUUGGGCUUUUAUUUUCCUGGGGGGGACGCUAAUCCAGCAUCAUGACCGACGCACAACAAGAGGCCCGCUCCUACCUGAGCGAGGAAAUGCUGGCUGAGUUCAAAGCCGCCUUCGACAUGUUCGACACGGACGGCGGCGGUGACAUCAGCACUAAGGAGUUGGGCACCGUGAUGAGGAUGCUGGGUCAGAACCCGACCAGAGAGGAGCUGGAUGAGAUCAUCGAGGAGGUGGAUGAGGACGGCAGCGGUACCAUCGACUUUGAGGAGUUCUUGGUGAUGAUGGUGAGGCUGCUCAAGGAGGACCAGGCCGGCAAGAGCGAGGAAGAGUUGGCCGAGUGCUUCCGCGUCUUUGACAAGAACGGCGACGGCUACAUCGACAGAGAAGAGUUUGCUCUGAUCAUCCGCAGCACCGGCGAGCCGAUCACCGAGGAUGAGAUCGAUGAGCUGAUGAAGGAUGGAGACAAGAACGCCGACGGCAUGCUGGACUUUGACGAAUUCCUGAAGAUGAUGGAGAAUGUGCAGUAAUGAGGCAGACUAACUCAUGGACAUUCCUCUCACCCCAGUGAAGAAAACCUCCAUGGAAUUGAUCUGAGCACCAAGACUAGCAUCUUCCACUGCUCAUGUGCUCCAUCCAUCCUCCUUCCUCGACAGAAAGCUAGGAGUGGAGGUCACCUCCCUAUUGGUCAGCUGUAAUCUAGAUGUAGUCUAGAUGGAACCUGCUGCUGCUGCUAGACCAGUCCAUCACUUUCCUCUGUACAAAGAAGCUAACCUGUUUGUGACUAAAUAAAUCAACUCACAACACGC